AUGGCAACUAAGAGAUCACUGGUAACUCUGGAAAGUGCAAUUUCAUUUGAGUAUCAAAAUAUCAGAAGCCAGAUUGCAAAGGGUUAUGAAAUGAGAGAAGUAUUAUUUGCUAGAUGUUGCCUGAAGUCACUGCAGGACAUAAUCUAUUCUGAUUUUAAGUCAGAAGAACAUAGACUAGACGAGCGCCAGCUGGUGCUGGAGCUGUUGGAAACCGAUGGGCUAGUGGUGUGUGCCCGCGGGCUUGGCGCCGACCGGCUCCUCUAUCAUUUCAUUCGGCUGCACUGCCACCCGGGGUGCCUGGUGCUGGUGCUCAACACUCAACCUGCCGAGGAGGAAUAUUUUAUCAAUCAGCUGAAGUUAGAGGAAGUUGAACACCUUCCUCGACGAGUGACAAAUGAAAUUGCAAGUGGAAGUAGAUAUGAGGUUUAUACCCAAGGUGGUGUCCUAUUUGUAACAAGUCGAAUUCUUGUGGUAGAUUUCUUGACUGACAGAAUUCCUUCAGAUUUGAUUACUGGUAUUUUGGUCUACAAAGCCCACAGAAUUAUUGACUCGUGUCAGGAAGCCUUCAUCUUGCGCCUCUUUCGUCAGAAAAAUAAACAUGGCUUCAUUAAAGCUUUCUCAGAUAAUGCAAUUGCCUUUGAUACUGGCUUUUGUCAUGUGGAAAGAGUAAUGAGAAAUCUUUUUGUAAGGAAGUUGUACCUGUGGCCAGCAAUUCUGGACAUUUUGAAUGCAUGUCUGAAGGAAUUAAAGUGCUACAACCCAUCUCUUGAAGUAGAAGAUUUAUCUUUAGAAAAUGCUAUUGGAAAACCUUUUGACAAGACAAUUCGUCACUAUUUAGAUCCUCUGUGGCACCAACUUGGAGCAAAGACUAAAUCUUUAGUGCAAGAUUUGAAGAUACUACGUACUUUGCUACAAUAUCUCUCUCAGUAUGACUGUGUCACAUUUCUUAAUCUUCUGGAAUCUUUGAGAGCAACUGAGAAAGCAUUUGGCCAGAAUUCAGAUACCAGAAUGAAUAAAAAGUGCAAAAUGACUGAAAAAACAAACAUAAAAGAAAACCAAGAAAUGAAAAGAGAACUAGUUCUAGAAAGUAAUCCUAAAUGGGAAGCCCUAACUGAAGUAUUGAAAGAAAUUGAAACAGAAAAUAACAACAGUGAAGCUCUUGGUGGUCCAGGGCAAGUACUUAUUUGUGCAAGUGAUGAUCGAACAUGUGCACAGCUUAGAGAAUAUAUCACUAUUGGAGCAAAGGCUUUCUUAUUGAAAAUAUAUACAAAAACCUUUGGAAAGGAUAACAAAGCUGGAGAAGUGAAGGUGAAAUUCAAAAAGGAAGACAAUUCUAAGGGAAACCAGAAAUCUAGCAAAGAAUCCAAAGUCUCAAAAGCCAAGGUCAGGACUUCCAAAAGACCUCCAAAGAAGAAGCAAGAAUUAACUUUAGCUCAAAUGAUAACAAAGAUUGAGGAUGAAAGUGAAGAAGUUGAUUAUAAAGAAACAAGCAUCAACCAAGAAAGCUGCCUCAAGGAAACAGAACCUGAAGUGUUUCAUAUGAAUUUAUCAUCUGAUGCUGCAUAUGGCGUCCAGAAAGAACCCCUCACUAUCAUCCAUCCACUUCUGGGUUGUGGUGACCCCUAUGCCCUUACCAGGGUCCUACAUGAAGUAGAGCCAAGAUAUGUCGUCUUAUAUGAUGCAGAGCUGACAUUUGUACGUCAGCUUGAAAUUUAUAGGGCAAGUAGGCCUGGGAAGCCUAUGAGGAAGUGUAUUAAAUUCUUGGUUUAUUUUCUUAUAUAUGGAGGUUCAACUGAAGAACAGCGCUAUCUUACUGCUUUACGGAAAGAAAAAGAAGCUUUUGAGAAACUCAUUAGAGAAAAGGCAAGCAUGGUUAUCCCUGAAGAAAGAGAAGGCAGAGAUGAAACAAACUUGGACCUGGUAAGGGAAGCUGCCUCUACACAUGCUUCCACUGACACUCGCAAAGCAGGUGGCCAGGAAAAGAUUAAUUUGCAACAAAGUAUAAUUGUGGAUAUGCGAGAGUUUCGAAGUGAACUGCCAUCUCUGAUUCAUCGACGUGGCAUUGACAUUGAGCCAGUUACUUUAGAAGUUGGAGAUUAUAUCCUUACUCCUGAAAUAUGUGUGGAGAGGAAAAGUAUCAGUGAUUUGAUUGGCUCUUUAAAUAAUGGUCGUCUCUAUAGUCAGUGCAUUUCCAUGUCUCGAUAUUAUAAGCGUCCAGUACUUCUGAUUGAGUUUGAUCCCAGUAAACCUUUC
Monodelphis domestica (gray short-tailed opossum) is the source of this 2253-nucleotide messenger RNA. RefSeq names its product DNA repair endonuclease XPF-like. The record is from RefSeq and is a predicted model, not a curated record. Gene Ontology annotation, molecular function: damaged DNA binding; single-stranded DNA binding; single-stranded DNA endonuclease activity. Gene Ontology annotation, biological process: nucleotide-excision repair involved in interstrand cross-link repair; double-strand break repair via homologous recombination; resolution of meiotic recombination intermediates. Lineage: Eukaryota; Metazoa; Chordata; Mammalia; Didelphimorphia; Didelphidae. Gene Ontology annotation, cellular component: nucleotide-excision repair factor 1 complex.